Halichondria panicea is the source of this 3410-nucleotide messenger RNA. RefSeq lists its product as uncharacterized. Bases 105 to 3233 code for a protein of 1042 amino acids. Lineage: Eukaryota; Metazoa; Porifera; Demospongiae; Suberitida; Halichondriidae. The transcript is spliced from 15 exons. The record is from RefSeq and is a predicted model, not a curated record.
CUGGCUAGGGUAAAUCCCUUCGAAGCCAUCAAAAAGUGGGUGUGAACUGUGCAAUAAAACCCACAACAACAAAUCAGAGCUAGAAUCUAGACAGACGUAUACUCAUGAUGAGCAGAAAUUUGGAGCUUCCAAUGUUGACUCCUUCCACAGUCACUGUUGGGAGAGAGCAGUUUGUGAUUGUGGAGUUUGCAGGGAUAAUCCCUCAAAGCAGCUUGGUGACCUUCAACUUCUACCAUUGUGCCACGGGGAAGAAACUAUCAACCAUUCCAAUAGUUCCUCUGGGCCCUCAUACUGCUAAAGCAAAAUUUCCAGAGUUCAGCAAAAAUGGAGAAGUUGAAGUCAUUGUGCACAUCAACAGAGAGGAAAGUACCCUCAUGCCACGGUUCAGAUUUCAUGUACAGAGCCAACUGGAAGCCAUAUUUGCUCCAGCUUUACAGGGAUCAAACAGAAAAGCACUACUGGCAUCAAUAAUGGCCUAUCUGACUCACUGCGAUGAAAAGAAUAAAGAAUUGUGUGCACAGGCAGACACUCUACUGUGUAAUUUGCUACACCAAAUCCACACAUUUGAGCUCAGUAACUGGUCAGUUGGAGCACUACUCACAGGUAAACACGGAGCUGAGGAGAACCUGCUCCAUUUUUGUGCCAGGAGACACCUGAGUGAGACAGCCGAGUAUCUGCUACUGUCAAUGCCAAACAGCAAUAAGCAGGAGUACUUAUACCAGCGCUCCUCUGACAACAAGACACCAAUUGAACUGGCUCAAAAGAACGAUAUGCGACGAGUAGUUGAUGAAAUGACGGUUCAGGCUGGUUCUACUAGCAAGAAAACUAAGGGGAAAAAGAAGAAGUCCCUGAUGGUUGAGAAGUCAAGGUCAAUAGAUUCCCAGAUAAAUCAUCUCUGUAUUCCAGGAAGCCCAGAUGUCGUCACUAAAUCUUCUACAUUCAGUCAAUCUCCCGAUCACAAAAGAAAGGAGAAUAAAGCUUCCAAUUUGAAAGCACUGAAGAAACAUUUCAAGAAAGACAAGGGUGUUCCAGUUGUAUCUAUGCCUCAUCAACCUUAUAUCAACGAAUUUGGCGAGGCAAUGAUAGCUCCUACCAGCCCUGGACCACAGUCUCCCAGUCGCCCCAUUUCGCAGAGCAUGGAGAGAAUUGACAGAACAGGAAUAUGGUCAGAGUCUUCCAACAAUCCUUUCUCAGACAGCAACUACAACAUAUCUAGCCCAUACGGUACAACCAGCCCUGUGCCCCCAAGCUCCCCCCUGCUGCGGCCAAGGCACGAAAUCCCGACAAGAUCAUCAGUGACUUUCCCUCAAAGUGUCAGGCCUGGGAGUCGUACAGAUAGUGUUGGUAGUUCUUCAUCAUCCUUUGAUCAGGGUGAUUCACGACUUCUCCAAGUUGAGCAGAGACAAGCAAGGCCGGUUUCAUCCGCUUUGUCUGGAGCAUCUGAUCAUGGGAAUGCUUUGUCAAAGGCUAUGAAAGAGCUCAAGAGUAGAGCUCUGUAUGUAGCAGAGGUUGUGCAAGAGUACAACUGGGCUAGUGUCGCACAAGGAGACAGCGACUGCAUCCUCAAGAUGGGACACAGAGUAUUUGUGACACAGGAGGGUGUGGAAGGUGACCACAAAAUGUGCCUUGGUGUGUGGAUGGGUCGAUACGGCAAGCUACCGCUAGCAAUCCUCAGACCUCUACCACACACAGAACUACAGAACCUAAAAGAGGAGAUUGCACUUGAAGAGAGCAGUGAUGAUGACAAUUAUGAGAAAGUGGAUGAUGGGCUGUGGUUGGGAGAAGAAGACGAUAUCUACAAAGUACCCCGGAAUGUGCCGGCUCAUUCUUACAUUCCUGGAUCAGAUUCUGAGGAUGAUCAACCACUUUAUGACGUACCACCCAACAGAUUUAGGAACCUACCUACUGAAACACCAAACAUACCAUCCAGCCCCUACAUGAAAACAUCUGAUUCUGAAGAGGAUCCUGUGUAUGAUGUGCCGCCUAAUAGACACUUGCUUCCCGAAGGAAAAACUUCAGAUCAUGACUACCUAAACAUCCCAAGAGAGCAGCUUUUAGCAUUUUCUGAGUUAGUGAAACAACCAAAAGAAGAUGAUGACAUGAAACAAAGUGCAAAAACAGACCAUGAUAGCCAGAUUCCUAUAAGUCAAAUGGAAGAUGGUGUCCGAGAGGCCCACGGUGUCACUGAAAAAAAGAAGAGAUCCCACACUAUUGCUGAAUGUAUCACUUUUCCAGUGGACGAUACAGCAAAUGAAGCUGCAGAAGACCAGGAGGAUGACUCAAAUAUCUAUGAUGAUCUCGACUCUGCACUCUCGGAAACACUCCUUCUGAUACAAUCUGUAGUUUCGAAUGCAGAACAACCCAUGCACAAUAAUACUAUUACCCCAAGCCUGGAUGGAAACCACAAAGCAAAGGUGUACGAAGGCACAGACGUUACAACAGAGAGCAGUGAGAGCAGUGACACAUAUUCGCACCUCAUUCCAACUAAUCGGAAGACAAAAUAUGAAAACGUACCCAUUAACAACGAAAGCAUACCCCCCACUGACGCGAGCCUACACAUCAACGUCUCAACACACGACUCAAACAAAGGCGGUACUGACAAUAGUGUUACGUACUCCUCCGUCACCCCAAAAACGGAAAGGAAGACUAUCACACCGAAUUCUUCCCAUGAAAUUGGAUAUGCUGAAAUAACAGCUGUGAAAAACAUUGUACAAGGUGACAGCGAGCAAAUGACAGUUGGAAGGAUAUCAACAACACCAAAUGAGAGUGAUGACGUAUUUCAGCAGCCAUCUAGCACAAACCCAGCCCCAAAACCAAAGAAAAGAACUCGAUUUCUAACAUCAACUAAUCCGCCUAGGGUUUCUCCUAAGCCAAAGCCCCGACGAUUAACGACACCUCUCAAGUCCGAAGGUGAUGAACCAGCAUCUUCUAUGAAAAUUGAAAAGAUACUAGCGAAUUCGUUGAAAAGGGGAGAAGUACGAAUAGCCACACCAGUUCAUCAGACUCAUGCCAAAACUGAGCAGAGUGCAGCCAAACCUGGAGAAAUCAAGCCAGCACAACAAACCUCUGAAUCCACGAAACCUCCAUAUGUGAAUGUAGAAGUAAGGACAAAAAAGAAGCCACCCCCUUCACCCCCAAGGAAGCGCAGUUCUCACUCAACGUCAAGCCCGGCAACAAUGAAGAAGCCAUCGCCACAAGUUGCUCCAAAACCAGUAGUUGCUAAAAAACAAUAGCACAGAGAAAAGUUGGUGUAAUUUGUGUAUAAUUUUAUCAGUCUUUUUACUAGAUCUAUGAUUACUAUAUAAUUAUUAUAAUUAUGCAUGUAUAAUUAUAGUAAUUUACAAUUCUUACAUAAAAUUAUGUGCAUAAUAAUAAAUGUUAAUUUGCUGCUCUAUAUUAAUGGCUAUAAU